AUGAGUUCUACACUUGCACAUGAAUCGAGCGUCAGCUCCCCGCUUUCUUACAAGACUGAUAGCAAUGCCUUCACCAAGGAAUAUGCAGAGUCUCUCGAUGCACAGGAUCCUUUGCGCGAAUUCCGAAAGGAAUUUAUUAUUCCCUCUAAAGUUGACUUGAAAAGAAAGACUUUAGCAAUUGACGAUAGCUCCAAUGAUGAGUCUGAUCCCCGGUGUAUAUAUCUCUGUGGAAACUCAUUGGGCGUGCAACCUCGUAAUGCCCGCAAGUAUAUUGACUACUAUCUACGGACAUGGGCUAUUAAGGGCGUAACUGGACAUUUUCUUCCGCACGAGGACCAGUUGCUCCCACCAUUUGUUGACGUCGAUGACGCCGGCGCGAAGCUCAUGGCGCCAAUUGUGGGAGCCCUGGAAAGUGAAGUGGCUGUGAUGGGCACACUGACAGCGAACUUACACUUCUUGAUGGCAAGCUUUUACCGCCCAACCCAGGAGAGGUAUAAAAUUAUCUUGGAAGGGAAGGCGUUCCCGAGUGACCAUUACGCCAUUGAGUCACAGAUUAGACACCACGAUCUUCGCCCAGAGGAUGCUAUGGUUCUUAUCGAGCCGGAGGACCGCUUGAAGCCGGUUCUGCGAACGGAGCAAAUUCUCCGAGUUAUUGAUGAACAUGCCUCAAGCACGGCGCUUGUGCUCCUUUCCGGUAUCCAGUUCUAUACAGGGCAGUACUUCGACAUCGAGAAGAUUACCGCGCAUGCCCAAUCCAAGGGGAUCCUCGUUGGCUGGGACUGUGCGCAUGCAGCCGGCAAUGUCGACCUGCGCUUGCACGACUGGAAUGUAGAUUUUGCUGCGUGGUGUAAUUACAAGUACCUCAACAGUGGUCCAGGCGGGAUGGCAGCUUUGUUUGUGCAUGAGAGACAUGGCCGAGUCGAGAUGGACAAGGUUGGCAGUGAUGAGGAGCCAUUCCGUCCGCGCCUCUCGGGCUGGUGGGGAGGCGACAAGAAGACUCGCUUCCUUAUGAACAACAAUUUCGUUCCGCAGACUGGUGCCGCAGGAUUCCAGCUAUCCAACCCUUCCGUUCUGGAUAUGAAUGCGGUCGUGGCGUCUCUCGAGCUGUUCAAUCGGACCUCGAUGGCCGAGAUUCGUCAAAAGUCCUUGAACGCCACUGGCUACUUGGAACAUCUCCUUUUGAAAUCUCCUGCAGACUUUUCUACUGGGAAACGACCUUUCUCCAUCAUUACGCCUUCGAACCCAGCAGAACGUGGUGCACAACUCAGUCUGCUGUUGGAACCGGGACUUUUGGAUAGCGUCUUGGAGACACUAGAAGAGCACGGGGUGGUGGUCGACGAAAGGAAGCCCGACGUCAUCCGAGUUGCACCGGCACCUUUGUACAACACGUAUACGGAGGUGUGGGAGUUCUGCCAGAUCUUCUUCGAAGCCUGUCAGAAGGCCUUGGAGUCACGAAAAUAA
Aspergillus luchuensis is the source of this 1461-nucleotide messenger RNA. RefSeq names its product kynureninase (gene bna5-1). Gene Ontology annotation, biological process: NAD+ biosynthetic process. Gene Ontology annotation, cellular component: cytoplasm. Gene Ontology annotation, molecular function: kynureninase activity; pyridoxal phosphate binding. The transcript is spliced from 4 exons. Bases 1 to 1461 code for a protein of 486 amino acids. Lineage: Eukaryota; Fungi; Ascomycota; Eurotiomycetes; Eurotiales; Aspergillaceae. The record is from RefSeq and is a predicted model, not a curated record.